This is a messenger RNA of Trichosurus vulpecula (common brushtail), 4367 nucleotides long. RefSeq names its product PAX3 and PAX7 binding protein 1 (gene PAXBP1). NCBI's taxonomy places the organism in Eukaryota, Metazoa, Chordata, Mammalia, Diprotodontia, Phalangeridae. The transcript is spliced from 18 exons. Gene Ontology annotation, molecular function: DNA binding. Gene Ontology annotation, cellular component: nucleus. Gene Ontology annotation, biological process: positive regulation of transcription by RNA polymerase II; mRNA splicing, via spliceosome. The record is from RefSeq and is a predicted model, not a curated record. The coding region runs from base 40 to 2820 and encodes 926 amino acids.
GCCGUCUCGGUGGGCGCCGGUGCCACUUUCGUAGCGGCGAUGUUCCGCAAGGCCCGGCGGGUGAACGUGCGCAAGCGGAACGACUCGGAGGAGGAGGAGCGGGAACGCGAUGAGGACCAGGAGGCGCCGCCGCUGCUGCCGCCGGGCGGGGGGGAGGAGUCGGGCGCCGGGGACCGGGCCCCCGGCGGCGAGCUCCAGUCCCCCCCCCUGGCCGCCGGUCCGCCGCUCCUCUCCUCCUCUUCCGCUUCGCUGUUACUGAGCCCCGGGGCCGACGCCGGGCCCGGCUUCCUGGCCAGCGCCGAGCAGGGCAACGGCCUGAAGCCGCGCAAGAGGCCGCGGGAGAACAAAGAGGCGCCCCGGGCCAGCCUGUUGAGCUUCCAGGACGAAGAAGAAGAAACUGAAGAAGUUUUCAAAGUGAAGAAAUCAAGUUAUAGCAAAAAAAUAGUAAAACUACUUAAGAAAGAAUAUAAAGAAGAUCUCGAAAAAUCAAAGGUUAAGACAGAACUCAAUUCAUCAGCUGACGCUGAACAACCUUUGGACAAGGGGCAGCCUAAGGAUCCGAAUCUAGAAGAUGGAGCUAUUAUCUGCGAACAUGGUGAAGAAGAAAUGGAAGUGGAGAGUGAGAAGGAAGAAGAAAAGCCAAAAGUUGGUGGAACUUUUUCAAAUGCUUUGUCAUCUUUGAACGUUUUGCGUCCAGGGGAAAUCCCAGAUGCUGCUUUUAUUCAUGCUGCUAGGAAAAAACGUCAGAUGGCUCGUGAACUUGGUGAUUUCGCACCUCAUGAUCAUGAACCUGGUAAAGGCCGCCUUGUUCGAGAAGAUGAAAAUGAUGCCAGUGAUGAUGAUGAUGAUGAUGAGAAACGUCGAAUAGUUUUUUCUGUUAAAGAAAAGUCACAGAGGCAAAAAAUUGCAGAGGAAAUAGGUAUUGAGGGGAGUGAUGAUGAAGCCUUAGUAACUGGGGAACAGGAUGAAGAACUAAGUCGAUGGGAACAGGAGCAGAUAAGAAAAGGAAUUAACAUACCUCAGGUUCAAGCGAGUCAGCCUUCCGAAGUGAAUAUGUACUACCAGAAUACUUACCAGACAAUGCCUUAUGGUUCGUCGUAUGGCAUUCCUUACAGUUAUACAGCCUAUGGAUCAUCAGAAGCCAAAUCUCAAAAAACAGAUAAUACAGUCCCUUUCAAAACUCCCAGUAAUGAGAUGACUCCUGUUACUAUUGAUUUGGUAAAGAAACAGCUUAAAGACAGGUUAGACUCCUUGAAAGAAUUGCACAAAGCAAAUCGACAGCAACAUGAGAAACAUCUGCAAAGCCGAGUGGACUCUACCAGGGCUAUUGAGAGAUUGGAAGGGUCUUCUGGGGGUAUUGGUGAACGGUAUAAAUUUUUGCAAGAAAUGCGAGGGUAUGUCCAAGACUUGCUUGAGUGUUUCAGUGAAAAGUGUGUUGUAUUUUUGCAGGUGCCACUGAUUAACGAACUUGAAUCAGCAAUGCAUCAGCUGUACAAACAGCGAGCUUCCCGCCUUGUCCAAAGACGACAAGAUGAUAUUAAAGAUGAAUCUUCGGAGUUUUCAAGCCAUUCAAAUAAAGCUCUGAUGGCACCAAAUCUUGAUUCUUUUGGACGAGACCGAGCCCUGUAUCAGGAGCAUGCAAAGCGUCGGAUUGCAGAACGAGAGGCCAGAAGGACCCGUCGCAGACAAGCCAGGGAGCAAACCGGCAAAAUGGCAGAUCACCUCGAAGGUCUUUCCAGUGAUGAUGAAGAAACAUCAACAGAUAUUACUAAUUUCAGUCUGGAAAGAGAUCGUAUCUCAAAAGAAUCCAGUAAGAUUUUUGAAGAUGUCCUUGAGAGCUUCUAUUCGAUUGAUUGUAUUAAAUCACAAUUUGAAGCAUGGCGUUCUAAGUAUUUCACUUCUUAUAAGGAUGCUUAUAUUGGCCUUUGUUUGCCAAAGUUAUUCAAUCCUCUAAUAAGGCUGCAACUUCUUACUUGGACUCCCCUGGAGGCAAAAUGUCGUGACUUUGAGAGUAUGCUGUGGUUUGAAUCAUUGCUAUUUUAUGGCUGUGAAGAGCAAGAGCAAGAAAAGGAAGAUGUAGAUGUUGCAUUACUGCCUACCAUUGUGGAAAAAGUGAUUCUUCCUAAACUAACAGGAAUCGCUGAAAAUACAUGGGAUCCCUUCUCUACAACACAGACGUCUAGAAUGGUUGGGAUUACACUGAAAUUGACAAGUGGAUAUCCUUCAGUGGUAAAUGCAGAAAAUAAAAACACACAGCUAUAUUUAAAGGCACUCUUACUAAGAAUGAGAAGAACUUUAGAUGAUGAUGUAUUCAUGCCCUUGUAUCCCAAAAAUAUCUUGGAAAAUAAAAACUCUGGCCCUUAUUUGUUUUUCCAGCGACAGUUCUGGUCUUCAGUUAAGCUAUUAGGAAACUUUCUCCAGUGGUAUGGCAUUUUUUCAAACAAAACUCUUCAAGAAUUAUCCAUAGAUGGUUUGCUAAAUAGAUACAUCCUUAUGGCUUUUCAGAAUUCAGAAUAUGGGGAUGACAGCAUCAAAAAAGCCCAACAUGUAAUCAACUGUUUCCCCAAACAGUGGUUUGUAAAUCUGAAAGGAGAAAGGACUAUAUGCCAGCUAGAAAACUUUUGUAGAUACCUUGUUCACCUGGCAGAUACUAUAUAUAGAAACAGCAUUGGAUGUUCUGAUGUAGAAAAAAGAAAUGCAAGGGAAAACAUAAAGCAGAUAGUAAAACUUCUUGCAAGUGUUCGAGCUCUGGAUCAUGCUAUGACCGUUGCAAAUGACCACAAUAUGAAAGAAUUAAAGACUAUAAUUGAAGGAAAAUAGAACUUUCAUACUGAAAAACCUAAUAUGAGCUUUAAAAAUCCAUUCCUGAUGUACAAUUUUUGUAUAUAUGUAAAGUUUCUUAAACUGUAAAGUAUUGAUUCUUGUUUUAAAAGAGCAUUAUUAUAUAUAGUACUGCAACCUUAAACACAGGAUGAGGAGCCCAGAACGAUUACAUGUAGGAAUACAAGAGUGUUUUCCUUAUUGCCCACCAUACCUCUCUUAAAGAAACAUUUUGUAAUCACAUUUAUAUUAGCCACCUAUUCAGUUCAUUGUCCUCUGGUGUGUGUGUCUGUGUGUGUGUGUGUGCGCUCAUGCACUUGCGUGCAUGUGUGUGUCUAGGUGUGGGUCUGGAUGUGCAUGUGUCUGGUGUAAAUUGUGUAAUUAUACAUCUCUUUAUACCACCUGGGAGUUACUUUCACACUGGAAAUUUUUGGCAUUUUUCUACUAAGUAAGCCUUUUGAUAGCAGAAAACUCUUCAGUAGCAAAUUGUCUUAGGAAAUUACUGCAUUAUUGCAAAAAAGGGCUUGGUAUAAGAGUCACAUAAUUAAAUGUUAAAACAUCCUUCAGUUUAAAACAGGACAAUGACAGUAUUCCCUUGAAACUGAACUGGUUGAACUGUGGAACUUGUCAUUGAGUUAAUACAAGAUUUUUCUCUGUAGUUAAAUGUGGGUUUAAAGGGAACACUAGUAAAUGUUAUAGAGUAGUUUACAGUUGGAAUAUGUAAAUUGAACUUUAAAAACCACAAAAAACCCACUAUUUAACUGUACGAUCUGACUGCCUCAUUCAUGGUUCCAUUCUGACCAGCUCAAGUACAUAUACAUUUAAAUAGCAGCAGUUUAUUGUUCAAAUCAAAAUCCCACAUAUGUGAGAGAUAUAUGCAAUAAAUACAUAACGUACAUUUCUGGUAAGUGGAUAUAUAAAAUUUGUAGAUGACUACCCCACUAAGGCAAUUUAAUAUCCCAUGAUCUUCUUUAAUAUUUAUACCACAUUGUAAAUAUUCAGAGAUUUUGUUUCAAAGUUUACACUUACUUAUUCUGUGAUUUUCAAGAAAAACUUUUUUUAAGAUUGAGGAAUAUUAGUUUAUAUAAUCAGACAUAAAAUUAAUAUUUAGCCAAAUAAUAAUUUUUAAACUUCCCUUUUAAUGUAUGUUGCUGGUGGCUACUUUGGUUAGAAUUUAUGACGCUGAUUUGGUAAGAAUAUAAUAUUUCCAGACAGAACACUGGACAAAUGACAGUAUCAGCAAGCACAGUGCUGAGCACUUGCUCAGUGAAUUCUAACAUGAAUUCUGAAGGCUUUUGUAGGAAACAUGCCUAUCUCUCCAUAUACAGCUUAUGGAGCUUUUUGUACCUAUUUGUUGACCUACAAACAUGAGAACAAAGCACUUCUUUACAGCUUGUGUAGCGUAAAUGGGUAUGUUAACAUGUUUAGUAUGGAUGACAUGCACACCAAUUGGAACCUAAAGAGAAUGUUUUUAUGAUCCCAUUCGAUUCCCAUUUCCCCAUAUCUGCUUUUAAGAAUCCUUUCAAUAAAUUGUCAUUGAGACUUUU